AUGUGGCCGUGCCGCGCGCUGCUGGUCGCCGCGCUGCUGCGCCACGUGGUCGGCUCACACCCGGGCGGCGGUCUCCUGACGGCCCUCGGCGGGGGUCACGCCCUCCGGUUCCCGCACCCGGGGGCCCCGUCAGACUCCGAGGAGAUCCAGCAGCUCGGGGACCUCGGAGGAGUCUACGACGGGGACGGACACCAGCAGGGUGCCGCGCUGUGGCGCGGGGAGUCUGGCGGUGCUUCUUCUUCUGAUCCCGAGGAGCAGGACCUGGGGGAGGUGUCCGGGAACGACGUCAGGUCGCCGACGGCGGACGGCGACUACCACCAGAGGGCUCCUGACGACAGCCUGGAAGACCUGGAGUCCCCGGCGGGAGUGAGGAUCCGCCACGGCAAGUCCCGAGGGAGGCUUCGAGCAGGGCCCGAGCCGCCGUCGACGGAGACCUCGGAGGACCAGGAGGAGGAGGCUGGCGGGGGAGGAGGGGGAGGGGCAGGCGUGGACGUGGUGACGCGCUUCCUGCGCAUCGUGGAGUCGCAGCACCUGCUGGGCGACAACUGCACGGCGGGCACGGACCUGCACCUGGGCGAGGGGGUGGUGGACCGCUACGCGCAGGAGCGCUUCCGCCUGGAGGCCGAGGUGGCCGUCAACCGCGCCAACUGGCUCACGCGCCUCUGGAAGUACGCCGAGCCGCGCGUGCUCGCCUCCGAGUACCUGCUGCACGCGUCGCUCUUCUCCGUGGUCGAGUUCGACGACGACAUCUUCGCGGCGGGCAACUGCUACGACCAGGGCCAGUACAAGGGCUACGGCCUGUUCUGCCCGUACGCGCACCGCCUGCCCGAGGGACCCAUCCUAGUCAAGGACCUGGCCGUGGAGUACAAGUACCUGGGCAACUCGUCCGAGUGGUUCUUCAUCGCGCGCAGGAACGCGGAGAACGUCAUCCGCAACCACAGCCAGUUCAGCCGCGGCUACAACACGUACACGCACAACGACUCGGCGCACACGGAGCGGGUGGCCGACGAGAUCCUCAGCGUGAGGUACGAGGACGGCAAGUGGAGCAAGCCCUACUACGACUGCGGCGGCGGCAACAUCUGGAUGCUGACCUACACCGUGCCCUUCUUCGGCUUCCGUGACGGCCAGUACUUCUUCAAGGGCACGAGCGGCAUAGACAUAGACCUGCGGCGGGUGGACAUAGACCAGUGCCCCCUGCCGGUAGGCAGCACGCAGCUCAACAUCUUCGCGGCCUCCGACAAGUGCAAGAAGAGGACCACCGAGUGCGUGCCGCUGCCGGGGCUGGGCUUCCGGCGAGGCAGCUACAAGUGCGUGUGUCGCCGCGGCUUCUACUUCCCCAGCCUGCACGCCUCCAAGCGCUACUACAACGGCUCCGUCAUCGAGGAGGAGUACGAGAAACUCAUGCUGGGCGAGGACAGCGACUACCAGCUGGCCGGCAGCUACGAGUGCCUGCAGUGCGCCGAGGGCUGCGAGACCUGCGCCGACGAUAAGCCGUGCGUGGCCUCGCUCAACUGGGUGGUGCGCACGGCGCUGCUGGUGCUCUCCUGCACCGCCAUCUGCUGCCUGCCCGCCGUCGCCCUCUUCACCUGGCGCUUCGGCGCCGUCAAGGUGGUGCGGGCCGCCAGUCCGGCGCUGCUCCGGGUCGUGGUCCUGGGGGCGUUCCUCCUCUACUGCACGACGAUUGUUAUGUACCCUCAACCCAACGUCUACACUUGCACUCUGAGGAUAUGGCUGAGAGAGAUAGGCUUCUGCCUCACUUACGGAGCGCUGAUGCUUAAGACCUGGAGGAUCUCGGUGAUCUUCCGGGUGCGCUCGGCCAAGGCGGUGCGCAUCACGGACGCGGACCUGCUGAAGCGGCUGGGGGCGGUGGUGGGGGUGUGCGGGGUGCUGCUGCUGGUGCGCACCCUGGUGGCGCCGCCGCGCGUCGUGGUGGGCCGCACCGCCGACGACCUCAAGGCCUACCUCUGCCGCACGGACUGGUGGGACCACGCCUUCACCACGCUCGAGGUGAUGUUCCUGGUGUGGGGGAUACGGCUGUGCAUCGUGGUGCGCAAGGCCCCGUCCGAGUUCAACGAGAGUCGCUUCAUCUCCAUGGCGAUCUACAACGAGUUCCUGCUCUCCGUCUUCCUCAACGUGUCCAUGUUGUUCCUGCAGUCGCCCGCCAACCCCGACCUGCUGUUCAUCAUCUUCUUCUGCCACACGCAGCUCACCGCCACGCCACUGCUGGGCCUCAUCUUCGGCAGCAAGGUGUACGUGGUGCUGAGGGAGCGGAGCAGGCCCGACUCGCGGCCUGCGCCCCCCAGACCCCAGGCCAAGCUCCUGGCGCGGUCCCAGCUGGUGUCCUCGGCCGGGUCCUCGGCGGAGUGCCUGCAGGCCAGCUCCGCCGCCUGCGAGGACAGCAUCCAGGAAGAGUUCCGGCUGCUGUGCCUGCGGCUGGAGGCGCUGAAGGAGAAGUGCGCCCGGGAGGGCGACCCCCUGCUCGCGAGGAAGCUGUCCGCCGUGCACCGCGCCGCCACGGUACCCGGGGAGGGCCUCCCGGGGGACACCGCCCCCCGCGGCGCGGACGUGAACCUGUGCAGGACCAGCACGUGCGACGAGACUUGCAACACGGCGCGCGGCGUCAAGGGACACGCGGCCAACAAGUCUCCGAAACGGACACGCGUUAGGAGCAUGGCGUUUCUCGUGAACCUGGAUGACAAGAAGUGCUUCACGAAAGAGGUGACGGUCUGA
Messenger RNA from Bacillus rossius redtenbacheri, 2730 nucleotides. RefSeq names its product metabotropic glycine receptor-like. The transcript has 12 exons. Gene Ontology annotation, molecular function: G protein-coupled receptor activity. The record is from RefSeq and is a predicted model, not a curated record. Lineage: Eukaryota; Metazoa; Arthropoda; Insecta; Phasmatodea; Bacillidae. Gene Ontology annotation, biological process: G protein-coupled receptor signaling pathway. The coding region runs from base 1 to 2730 and encodes 909 amino acids. Gene Ontology annotation, cellular component: membrane.